Portunus trituberculatus (swimming crab) is the source of this 1204-nucleotide messenger RNA. RefSeq lists its product as uncharacterized. Bases 1 to 927 code for a protein of 308 amino acids. The record is from RefSeq and is a predicted model, not a curated record. The transcript is spliced from 6 exons. Lineage: Eukaryota; Metazoa; Arthropoda; Malacostraca; Decapoda; Portunidae.
AUGGACGACUACCUCUCUACGACCACCUGGAUGACCCUCUCUGGACGACCCCCGACGACCACGCUACGACCACUCUACGACCACGCUACGACCACGCUACGACCACGCUACGACCACGCUACGACCACGCUACGACUACGUUACGACCAAUCAGCUGACACGGCGGAGGAAGAGGAGGAGGAGGAGGAGGAGGAGGCGCAUCUCCCCACCACGCCCCCCCUCACCACCACCACCACCACCACCCCCCGGCAGCCCCUCCCUGUGCCCCACCGGAACCAAACCAGCAGAUUUUUCUCGUUCAAUUCUGGAUCACAAACUUUAGAUCUUGGCCUGAGCUUCACCGUGCCCUUCCUGUCAAUCCCCGUGGGUUCUCUACUCUCCCUGGGGAACACCCUGUCUACCACCACCAGCACCGCCGUCACCUCCCUUAUGGACAUCAACUGGCCAGCUGUCCUCUUCAUAGGCGUCGCUGUUCUUGCUGCGUCUUUUCUUCUGCCUAAGAUCACCAGUCUCCUCUCUGCCCUGGUGACUGGUGGACUGGUGACUGGGUACUCUGGCGCCUCCUCCUUCCCUGGGGGUUCCUAUGGGCGUGGUAUUGAUGUUGACCCCGUGACCUCCAUAGUGACCCAGAUUGAGGAAGCUUUGGCCCAGUAUGACCUCGACGCCUCCUCUUGUAUCCAGAGAAGCGUGUGUUCGUUCGUGCAUUCGUCAGGAGAGAAAUUACGUAGCGGGGAGCCUGACAGCGCGGCCCUCCUUGCUGUGGGCUUGGCGAAAAACAAGUGGCUGACGAACAUUAUAGGCGACAACACUCUCACAAAAGCUGCAACAUUUGGCCAAGAGCAAAAUCAGGAUUGUUCUCUCCAGUACCCAGAAUGCCCUGUGUCCUUGCCUGAUGUCGUCCGUGGCUUGAUGUCCGUGGUCACCUGAUGCGUGGGAGAGGCUGGGAGAGGCUGGGAAGAGCUGGGAAAGGCUGGGAAGGGAUGGGUUUAGCUGGAAUUAGCUGGCAGAAGCUGGGAGACACUAGGGAAGGCUUAAAAGGCUGGGAGACGCUGGGAAGGCUGGGUUAAGCUGGGAGAGGUUAGGAGAGGCUGGGAGACGCUGGGUUAAGCUGGGAGAGGCUGGGAUAAGCUGGGAAAGUUGUUUUAAAUCUUCGUUUCUUGUUUUUAUGUUGUUGUUGCUGUUGUUGUUAUUUUUACUACUACUA